Molecule: messenger RNA, 2559 nt
Organism: Daphnia pulex (common water flea)
Lineage: Eukaryota; Metazoa; Arthropoda; Branchiopoda; Diplostraca; Daphniidae
Product: mucin-2-like
Exons: 7
Coding region: 345-2186 (613 amino acids)
Cellular component (GO): extracellular region
Molecular function (GO): chitin binding
Source: RefSeq, a predicted model, not a curated record
CAUACCUUCAACACACACCGGUAAAGAAAAAGAGGAGGAGUAAGAGGGGGUCUUCACCACAACCCACUCUCACACAGCACAAUAAGGCGGAUGGCCAGUACGACGACGAGUGUUAUUAUAUAAAGAGCAGAUAAGAAGCUCUGGAGAACAGUUGAAUCGUCUCAGUUCUUCGGUCGACACACCGCCGCAACCACCUGUAUCACGUUGCUCAUCGUCCAGCAGCACAACACACAAGCAUCGGCUAUUUUAUCAAAGUAUAUUUCAUACUCUCUCUACGCGGUUGAUUUAUUUAUUGGCUUGUGUUAAUAACAAACCUUCCGGACUCCGGUAAAUUUCAGUUAAAGAUGGCACCGACUUUUCUGUUCAUCGUCUUGGCGGCUCUCGUCCACUUCAGUUCAGCUGCCAGCAAUAACUACCCGUCGUUCCGCCAAGUCCGCCGGAUCAACAUCAGGAAGCAGAACGGACGGCAGACUCCGACGCCGUUCAAUUGCGUCAAGGCCGGUUUCUUUGGCGACCCCAAGGACUGUUUCCGCUUCUACCGCUGCGUCGACUAUUACGGAAACGAGGCCCAGUUCACGCUGUUUGAAUUCGUUUGCGCUGAAGGGACCAUCUUCGACGAGUCCCUGUCCGUCUGCAAUCAUCCGCAUGCGGUUAAUCCACCACCCGCUUGCUUGGCCACCACCUCAUGGGUCACCACUACAGUUGCUCCGCCGGCGCCCGUUCCACCCGCACCACCAGCGACCGUUCCGCCCGCACCGCCCGUCGUGACGGCGGCCGUUGAGACCACGACAGUUGCUGCUGCUCCCGUCACCGAAACGACGACAGCUUCUAAUCCGCCAACUCAACCCAAUAAUGGAAAUGUCGAAACCACGAUCGCUCCUGCUGCCCCCGUCACUGGACAGCCGGCUGUAACAGACCUGCCAACAGGACCCACAACGGCUCCUACCGUUCCGCCAACCGAUGCUCCGAUGGCUGUGCCAACAGCUCCUACCGCUGCACCAACUGAUGCUCCUACCGCUGCGCCAACAGCUCCUACUGUUCCGCCCACCGAUGCUCCUACCGCUCCGCCAACUGCUCCUAUCGUUCCAACAGCUGCUCCUACCGUUCCGCCAACUGAUGCUCCUACCGCUGCACCAACAGCUCCUACCACUGCGCCCACUGAAGCUCCUACCGCCCCACCAACUGCUCCUACAGUUCCGACAACUGAAUUUGCCCCGGACGUCUUGCCCGUUGAUCCAGUGACAACAACCACGGCCGCACCGGCACCGGAACCCACCACCGCUGCACCGGCUCCAGUGACAACGACCGUUGCGGCACCGGCUACUACCACCGUCAGCAGCGGAGAAAUGGAUUUGACUCCGGCUAUUACGCCCAUCGUUCCACCGCCGACCGACGUGGCCCCUUUCAUGCUCACCUGCAACGACGACAAAUACCAUCGCCAUCCCGUCCGCUGCGACCUCUACUACAAAUGCGUCUGGACCGAAUUGGCCUUCAGCGUCGACCUGAGAGCUUGCCCGGCCGGUCUGCAUUACGAUGAGGCUUCCGGCACCUGCAAAUCUCCAGGCAGAACCACGGCUUGCGUAUUCGCCACUUUGCCUCCAACCGGAGUGGUUACCACCGUACCCACGACGACGACAGAGAUAACCACUGUACCAACGACGACGACAGUGGCCACUGAAGCUCCGCCCACCGUACCAACGACGACCGUAGCCACUGAAGCUCCAGUCACAGCCGCUGCAACUACAACCGUUCCAGCGACGACAGCUCCUUCCGUUCCUGCUCAGUACACGUUGGCGCCCGGAAGCCUUUACGAUUGCAAAAUGCCGGGACAUUAUCCUUACCAGCUGGAUUGCAUCCGCUUCUACCGCUGUUUCGAAAUUGAGCCAAGCGUCUUGAAAGGAUUGCUCUACCGCUGCCCGGUCGACUACGCCUACUCGACCGUGACUCAGCGUUGCGUCCGACAGAACACUCUUCCGGCCUGCGAUCGCAACGGCAUCCGCCUGCCCAUGGAUUUCCCUGUGCCAUUGAUUCCGCUAGAAGACACGACCAUGGUCCUUCUGGAGGACUUUGACUCAUUCUUCGGCAACCCCAACUACUUUUACAUUCCCCGUCGCAAAAUCAAGAAUCCACAAUCCAGCAGAAUCAGGAAUAAACCACAACCACAACCCAAAAACAAAAGAUAUUAAAUUAAUCACACGGAUUGAUAAUAUCUUUUAAGAUGAAAAAACCCCCAGUGCCUUAAUGUCAAUUUUUGACAUCAUCACGAAAUUCAUUUUUUUUUUCCAAGUUCGUUUCUUAAGAAAAACAAAACCCAAAUAAAAAAAAAAACACACCAACUUUUUCGUGCUAUAUACUCCAUGACAUAUAAUGUGGGGAUGUAUCGGUCGCUGUUUCUUUCUGUAAUUGUUUUUUUUUAUCUUCCAAUUAGUUUGAGAUCUCGGGAUUCGGGAAUAACGGUAAUGUGUGCGGAGGAUUUAUUGGUAUUCUUUGUGUAACUUUUGUGUGUUUUUUUUUAAAAGGUGACUGAAAUAAUAAAAGACAAUCGCGUUUGAUUCUCGA